AUGAAUACGAUCACCAUCCGUGCUCGAAAUGCUCCUCGGACGGCCACCGAUUUGUCGUGGCUACACCACGGCGAGGCAGCCAUUACUCUCGGUUUCCUGGGCGCAAGGGCCAACAACACCAAGAAUGAGAUUUUCAAGAACCUACUGCAAAAUUUCCAUCCCUAUCUUCCAAUUUUGCCCAGCGAUUUGUUUGCUGUGCACCAUAUUCAGCAAGUCGGCCUCGAAGGCUUACAUAGAAGAAUAUCAGAGUAUAUGGAGAAGUUGCUACUUCGAGUCAUUUUGGGUGCUGCCAGUGUUCGGCAUGUCGGUGUCAUGGAAGGGUUGCUACUCCUUGCCGAAUGGGUUCCACAUAUCAGGUCCAAGGAAUGCGCAAGGGAAGCUGCAGAUAGUAACGGCCCGUCGCACCAGGUUCAGGCGACAGCAGAAGACAGUGUGGCAUGGAGCCUCAUUGGGUUGGCUCUCCGACAACCCUACUUGUUACACCUGGAACUAUAUUCGUUUCGGGGCGAGUGCAAGGACAAGAAUCGAGGACAGGUUGGACCUCCAUCGUAA
Aspergillus alliaceus is the source of this 552-nucleotide messenger RNA. RefSeq lists its product as uncharacterized. The transcript is spliced from 3 exons. Lineage: Eukaryota; Fungi; Ascomycota; Eurotiomycetes; Eurotiales; Aspergillaceae. The record is from RefSeq and is a predicted model, not a curated record. Bases 1 to 552 code for a protein of 183 amino acids.